GCACAGCUACAAACCACAUUGUAAAUGCUGCAAUUAGGUGAAAAAACUGAUCGGAAAACAGUUGUUAAAAUCUAAACUAGAGAAUGUCUAUCUAAACAAAGCUGCAGUUGGCGCAUGGAGAUGACGUCAUAUGUAUACAUCGUGCACCAGCUUCCAGCAUCAUCGAUACUUCUCCUUCCUUAAUCGCCCUGCAACUUACGCAGAGGCCCUUUGCUUGUGCAUGGAUACUGUAAAUGAAAGUGCUUUUAUAUAUGCAACCACAGUGUUGCUAAAUGUUGCGUCGAACGCUCCUUUCAUUCAUUUAUUUUAACUCAAAUCAGUCCGUAACUGUAGAGCAAACCGUGUCGCAAUGAUACCUAUCCCGAUUGUAGUGUGUGUGAUGGGAGGAUGGUGUGCCGUCUACCUAACGGACACUCUCAUAAAGACUUCUACUUCUGUGAGACACAGGUAUGAGACCUGGCUGUCAUCCAACGGGCUCACGCUGUCCCCUUUCCACGUAAAAUGGCAAACAGGUCUUUUCAACCGCCUGUUUGCCAGGUGUGCUAGUAUUAACCCCCACUUCCUUCACGUAUGGUUCAGCGUGGGUAUGGUGUUUGGGGUGGUGGCCAUGUUCGGCUCCGUGGUCCUGCUCUCGCGGACGCUACACCAGACAUUGAAACAGAUGACCUCAGAGGCUCCAGAAGGUUCUCAUGAGCAGGUGCUCCAAGUGGUGGUGCCUGGGGUGAAUCUGCCCGUGAGUCAGCUGGCGUACUUCUUCACAGCCAUCUUGGUCAGUGGCGUCAUACAUGAGUUUGGCCAUGGGGUGGCAGCACUGAGGGAACAGGUGCGGCUGAACGGUUUUGGCAUCUUUGUGUUUGUAGUGUACCCCGGGGCCUUUGUUGACCUCUUCACUACACACCUGAACCUUAUCUCUCCUGUUCAGCAGCUUCGCAUAUUCUGUGCAGGAGUAUGGCACAACUUCAUGCUGUGCGUGGCAGCCCUGUGCUUCCUUCUGCUCCUUCCUCUGCUGCUGUUUCCCCUCUACUACACUGGCGUUGGGGCCUUAGUCACAGAGGUGGUGGAGGGCUCGCCCAGCAGUGGGCCGCGGGGGCUGUUUGUGGGGAACCUGGUGACGCGCCUGGAGGACUGCGAGGUGCGCGGGGUGGACGACUGGCAGUCCUGCAUCCGGCAGCUCGCCCUGCACCCGCAGACGGGCUACUGCGCCAGGACCGGCAACCUGCAGAUCAGCUGGGCUGCAGGACGAGCUUACAAGCGACUGGACGGGACAAUGGAGUGCUGCAGUAACAACAGCCUGACCGACCUCUGCUUCUCCUACCGCAGCAACCAGGAGGGCAAGAUGGUAGGAAACGGACCGCACGCGGCACAAACGGAGUACGCCUGCUUGCCUGCACGGCGUACCAUGGAGUCCAGUCUCACCUGCGUGACCAACGCGGACUGCCAGAAGCAGGACGGGGCAGGGCCCAGCCUGUGCGUUGUCCCCUCGCUGGAGAACCAGACGCGCCUCAUCCGUGUGCGGCAUCCUCCCCUUCCUGACAUGCUCUUCGUCGGGUACCCCUCCCACCUGCAGUACUCAGUGAGUCUUACAAAUUUCGUGCCUCGACUCAGCUUCCUACACCUGGACCUGCCGGUGCUACUGGAGACGUUUUGCAAAUACCUGGUGUCGUUGUCGGGCGCCCUGGCGGUGGUGAACGCGGUGCCCUGCUUCGCGCUGGACGGCCAGUGGAUGCUGACGUCGUUCCUGGAGGCGUCGCUGGGCACGCUGGUGCCCGAGAGGAGCCGUCGGGAGAUGCUGGGCUUCUGCAUCCUGCUGGGCGGCAGCGCCCUCCUCGCUGCCAACGUGGCGCUGGGACUCUGGAUGGUCACGGCCCGAUAACACACACACACACACACACACACACACACACACACACAGAGAACUGGGGCAGGAGGACUUCGGAUCAGGUCCUUCUCUCAUCAUCAGAUAAGUCCUUUCCCCCUCUGACUCGAACAAUAACAUUCAAGCUCAUGAACUCGGACUCAGAGACCCUUGGAAGGGAAAUAAAACUACAUUUCCCACCCCAGCAUCCUCUACCAUCUAAUAAGUCUGUAUCUAGGGUCCCUCUGUCAGAAGAUGAGGAUGAGCUAUUCUUCAUUGGGCUUGAUUGCCUGUGUAACCUUGUCGCGAUGGCCCUGGGGAAGAUUGAGUGUGUAUCCUUGCUCCAAAAAAAAUGCCUGCUGCUGUUUUGAAAGAAACAAAAACAAAGGGACUCCACACACCAAGGAUGCUGAUAAAGCACUGUUUUAGUCACACGUCAUGUCUCGGUAGUAUCCCAUGCAUAAACACAGAGGACACGCCACGUCAUGGUGUCCUUGCUUAUGCAGGCACUGGAACCCCUCCACCUGAAGGUCCCUUCCUGCUUUGUGUCGAUGUUUGUCUUUGUAUCUCUGUUUGCUUAUCCCCCUCCCUUAUGAACGAUGUGUGGGAUCGUUUCCCACGUUCGCUUUCCAUAUCCACUGGAGGAGGUCCAGUUGGGGCGAUGUUCAUUCCUGAAACUAAAAAAGCACUUUGCUGAACCUCAGUUAAGGGGCGAGGCCUUGUUGUUUAUGAAACCAUGGAAGGUCUGUUGUGGAGAACACGGAAAAUAUGUAAUUGUUGUAGAAUGUGUCCCCACCCCAAUAAAUCUCCAAUCUCCUUU
Sardina pilchardus (European sardine) is the source of this 2675-nucleotide messenger RNA. It is a transcript of the gene mbtps2, whose product is annotated as membrane-bound transcription factor peptidase, site 2. The record is from RefSeq and is a predicted model, not a curated record. The transcript has 11 exons. Gene Ontology annotation, molecular function: protein binding; metalloendopeptidase activity. Gene Ontology annotation, cellular component: cytoplasm; membrane. Gene Ontology annotation, biological process: regulation of response to endoplasmic reticulum stress; membrane protein intracellular domain proteolysis. The coding region runs from base 350 to 1873 and encodes 507 amino acids. Lineage: Eukaryota; Metazoa; Chordata; Actinopteri; Clupeiformes; Clupeidae.